This is a messenger RNA of Caenorhabditis briggsae, 552 nucleotides long. The transcript has 3 exons. Lineage: Eukaryota; Metazoa; Nematoda; Chromadorea; Rhabditida; Rhabditidae. Bases 1 to 552 code for a protein of 183 amino acids. The record is from RefSeq and is a predicted model, not a curated record.
AUGUGUGCGAUGCGGAAGAGGCUGAAUCGAGUGUUACGAAUGCGCGCGUAUCCUAGAUGGAUUCUAGGUGGAGUAAAAGAAUCCCAUGAUUCAGAAUCUCAGAAUCUCAGAAUCUCAGAAUGGCAGAAUCUCAGAAUCUCAGAAUUUCAGAAUCUUAGAUUAUCAGAAUCUCAGAAACUCAGAACCUCAAAAUAUCAGAAUCUCAGAACUUCAGAAUAUCAGAAUAUCAGAUUAUCAGAAUCUCAGAAUAUCAGAAUCUCAGAAUCUCAGAAUCUCAGAAUCUCAGAAUCUCAGAAUCUCAGAAUUUCAGAAUCUCAGAUUAUCAGAAUCUCAGAAACUCAGAACCUCAAAAUAUCAGAAUCUCAGAACUUCAGAAUAUCAGAAUAUCAGAUUAUCAGAAUCUCAGAAUCUCAGAAUCUCAGAAUCUCAGAAUCUCAGAAUCUCAGAAUCUCAGAAUCUCAGAAUCUCAGAAUCUCAGAAUCUCAGAAUUUCAGAAUUUCAAAAUUUCAGAAUCUCAAAUUUUCAGAAUUUCAGAAUCAAACAAUUUUUUGA